Monopterus albus (swamp eel) is the source of this 3448-nucleotide messenger RNA. RefSeq names its product lysine (K)-specific demethylase 1a (gene kdm1a). The transcript is spliced from 21 exons. The record is from RefSeq and is a predicted model, not a curated record. Gene Ontology annotation, molecular function: flavin adenine dinucleotide binding; chromatin binding; transcription factor binding. Gene Ontology annotation, biological process: regulation of DNA-templated transcription; chromatin remodeling. Lineage: Eukaryota; Metazoa; Chordata; Actinopteri; Synbranchiformes; Synbranchidae. Gene Ontology annotation, cellular component: nucleus. Bases 8 to 2557 code for a protein of 849 amino acids.
UGUUUGAAUGGAUAUUAACGUUACCAGGUGCACGGAGAAAUGGGAGAGGCCUCCAGCAUCCUCCAUUAUGCUGUCUAGCAAGAAGUCAGACACUGGCUCCUCUUCCUCCUCCUCCUCCUCAUCUUCUGCUGGACAAGCAGGAAGUGAUAGGGCCCCAGUAUCUGAUGCCCAGACUGGUCCCUCAGCUUCAGCAGCAGGAGCUAUGGAUGUCAAAAAGAAGGAGAGGUCAUCCCCUAGUGGGGAAGUUGGAGGCACCCCUUUGCCCCACCAAGUAGGCCCUGGGGGGGCAGACCAGGACUCAGCAGAAGUCCGCAGGACAAGCCGACGCAAGCGAGCGAAAGUGGAGUACCGCGAGAUGGAUGAGAGCCUGGCAAAUCUGUCGGAGGACGAAUAUUACUCAGAGGAGGAGAGGAAUGCCAAAGCAGAGAAAGAGAGGAAGCAGGUCAUCCCUCCUCCAGCUCCACCAGUAGAGGAGGAGAAUGACAGCGAACCAGAGGAGCCAUCUGGUGUGGAAGGAGCUGCUUUCCAGAGCCGUCUUCCUCAUGAUCGUAUGACCUCCCAGGAGGCUGCCUGCUUCCCUGACAUCAUCGGUGGUCCCCAGCAGACUCAGAAGGUCUUCCUCUACAUCCGCAACCGUACACUCCAACUGUGGCUGGACAACCCUAAGAUCCAAUUGACAUUUGAGGCCACAGCACAGCAGCUUGAAGCUCCAUACAACAGUGAUGCCAUGCUGGUCCACAGGAUACACAGCUACCUAGAAAGGCAUGGUCUCAUUAACUUUGGCAUUUAUAAGAGGGUCAAGCCUUUACCCAGUAAGAAAACUGGGAAGGUUAUAGUUAUUGGUGGAGGUGUGUCUGGCCUAGCUGCAGCCAGGCAGCUGCAGAGCUUCGGAAUGGAUGUUACAGUAUUAGAGGCCAGGGACCGUGUUGGAGGUAGAGUGGCUACAUUUAGGAAGGGCAACUAUGUAGCUGAUCUAGGAGCCAUGGUGGUGACAGGGCUGGGAGGGAAUCCCAUGGCAGUGAUCAGUAAGCAGGUUAACAUGGAGCUGGCCAAGAUCAAACAGAAGUGUCCACUGUAUGAAGCCAAUGGCCAGGCUGGUGAACGGUGCACAAGUGUGCCAAAAGAAAAAGAUGAGAUGGUAGAGCAGGAGUUUAACAGAUUGCUGGAGGCCACCUCCUACCUCAGCCACCAGUUGGACUUCAACUUCCUCAACAACAAGCCCGUUUCUCUGGGACAGGCCCUGGAGGUGGUCAUACAGCUGCAGGAGAAGCAUGUAAAAGAUGAACAGAUAGAACACUGGAAAAAGAUUGUAAAGACACAGGAAGAGCUCAGGGAUCUUCUCAACAAGAUGGUGACCACUAAGGAGCGAGUUAAGGAGCUCCAUCACCAGUAUAAAGAGGCCAGUGAGGUCAAACCACCCAGAGAUAUCACAGCAGAGUUCUUGGUGAAGAGCAAGCACCGUGACCUCACGGCACUCUGCAAAGAGUAUGAUGAGCUGGUGGAGAUGCAGGUCAAACUGGAGGAGAAGCUGCAGGAGCUGGAGGCUAAUCCACCCAGUGAUGUUUACCUGUCAUCCAGAGAUCGGCAGAUCCUGGACUGGCACUUUGCCAACUUGGAGUUCGCCAACGCUACGCCCCUCUCCACCCUUUCUCUCAAACACUGGGAUCAGGAUGAUGACUUUGAGUUCACUGGCAGCCACCUGACAGUGAGGAAUGGGUACUCUUGUGUUCCUGUGGCCCUAGCUGAGGGUUUGGACAUCAAACUAAACACAGCAGUACGGCAAGUUCGAUACACGGCAUCUGGGUGUGAGGUGAUAGCUGUCAACACUCGCUCAACAACCCAGACCUUUAUAUACAAGUGUGACGCUGUGCUGUGCACCCUGCCCCUCGGUGUGUUGAAGCAGCAGCCCCCUGCUGUGCAGUUUGUUCCCCCGCUGCCUGAGUGGAAGACCUCUGCCAUACAAAGGAUGGGCUUUGGCAACCUGAACAAGGUGGUGUUGUGUUUUGACCGUGUGUUCUGGGAUCCAAGUGUCAACCUGUUUGGUCACGUCGGUUCCACCACAGCAAGUCGGGGUGAACUCUUCCUCUUCUGGAACCUCUAUAAAGGUGACAAGAGAUCACUUGUCAUUUCAAACAUCAGUGAUGAUGUUAUUGUUGGACGCUGCCUGGCCAUUCUCAAAGGAAUUUUUGGAAGCAGCGCUGUACCGCAGCCAAAGGAAACUGUUGUCACCCGUUGGCGCGCUGACCCCUGGGCACGGGGCUCCUACUCAUAUGUCGCAGCAGGUUCUUCGGGUAACGACUACGACCUUAUGGCACAGCCCAUCACACCUGGCCCUGCUAUACCUGGAGCCUCACAGCCUGUCCCCCGUCUGUUCUUUGCUGGUGAGCACACAAUCAGGAAUUACCCGGCCACAGUUCACGGGGCCCUGCUUAGUGGCCUCCGCGAGGCUGGCCGCAUCGCAGAUCAGUUCCUGGGUGCCAUGUACACGCUGCCAAGACAGACCACUCCCACAGCUACCAGCAACCCUCAGCAGGCUCAGCCCACCCCCAGUGUCUGAAAUGGACUCUUGCGGUUUCUGCCAACUCAAGACUGUCUGACCAACUGUAGCAGUUUAUGAGAAAAGGAAGAAGUUUGCCCAUAUACUGCUGACAGUUCUCAGCAAAAGCUUUUGGAAGUCCCAGAAGCUGCUUUGCCUUCAGACUAAAAUAAUGACACUUCUGCAGUUCUACUGUCUGGUUGUAUGUAUUCUGUGGAAUUGAGAUUUAACUGCAGCAUUUCAAGUUCAUCAGAAUUUUAGCUUGGGAUGUUAGUAUCCCCAGCAAAAUGUGAGACUAUACAUACAGUAUACCUACACUUAACUGUGACAGAAACAUUACUACAAAUACUGGGCGGUCAUUAAAAAAUGAGAAAUAAAUCCCAAUGUUAUUACAUGCCAGUGUAAAAAUCCAUCUUACACUUUAUAAAUGUGACUUUUAAGUCUUAAGAGAGAAGCAUGGCAUUACCUAUGAGACUUGGAGCGAUCCAGAAUCUGUUUAUGUGCCCUUUUGUGAACAUUAAGCAGCAACUGAAAACAUCUUUACCUAAUGUACGUGCAAGACAGAUGACCAACUCAGUAGCACAGUUUCGAUUCACUAAAGCUGGUUUGCUUUUCCCUCUGUUGUGAUUCCAGGGGCCUUGUCUUUGUCGUCUUAAAGCAGGACUAAAGCAUCGCGUUGUACUCUACUGUAGCGGUUUGCCUCGUAAAUUUCAUUUGUAUCAUUUAGGUUGCAGAGUAUAGCGAAUAGAUUUUGUACUAAAAGCUAAAAAGGUGGAUAUGUUGAAAGAAUUGGGAAUGUUUUUGUUGCCAUAGCAAUUUAAGCAUUUUAUUAUCACAAUAGUAUGUCGUUACAUACUUGUUUUAUAUUGUCCUUUGUUUUGUUAUUAAAAGGAGACGAAUUGAAGCUUGAAA